AUACAUACUCGUCUAGUCACGUGUCGAGGUUGCGCGCGCAGCAGCCUACUACGCCGCAACUGCGCGACCAAUAGAAAUGACUGUAGUGUAAUCAACCGAAGGCCGAAGUCCGUAUUCCCCUUGUCACGGGAGGGGAGAUUGUCUCUGGAGGGGAGUGCAUUGUCGCGCGCAAGGAGGGGGGUACUAUGUGCUAUUUAUUCGUCAUCAUCUAAACAAGUUUUAGUGUUCGAGUCGCCUUCUACGCCAGUGUGUGUAAAGGUGGACGUCAGGAUAAUUAGUUGGCAAAAUUUCCUUUAUAGUGUCCCUUUUCUGUAUUUUCGUUUAACGAACUUAAAUCAUCAAGGUUUAACUACAUUUGUUAAUCAUUUCUUCUUUCGUCAUUAAAUCUGCUUUCCACAUUCAGAAUGAAAGUUAUUCAGGGAAUUUUGCUGCUCGUCGCCAUCGGCAUCACCAAUGGCGCGGAAGCUAAGCUGCAAUGCAAGGGGCCACACGUGAAUGUGCCCAAGGAUUGGAUCACCAUGGUGCCGCCCUGCAUCCAGAAGAUGAGAGACCAGGUGGAGAUUGAGCUGAGGGCUGCCGUUACCUACCUGGCCAUGGGCGCCCACUUCUCGCGUGAUGUGGUCAACCGGCCAGGCUUCGCUAAGAUGUUCUUUGAGCAUGCCAAUGAGGAGCGUGAGCAUGCCAUGAAGGUGAUAGCGUACCUGCUGAUGAGGGGCGAACUUACAUCAGACGUGGCCAAGCUUAUCAGGAACCCGAUGCCGCUGAAGGAACACUGGGAGAGUGGUGUGGCGGCCUUGAAGGAUGCGCUCAAGCUUGAGACCGAGGUCACCAACAGGAUCCGUUCCAUCAUCAUGGAGUGCGAGACUCCCCAGGGCGAGACCUUCAACGACUACCACCUGGUGGACUACCUGACCGGAGACUUCCUGGAGGAACAGUACAAAGGCCAGCGUGACCUUGCCGGCAAAAUCUCCACCCUCGACAAGAUGAUGGAGUCGCACGGCGCGUUGGGCGAGUUCCUGUUUGACAAGAAGCUGCUCAAGGGACAGCCCGUUUAGGGUGUGUUCUUUGCCAGAUUAGUUUGACUAAGUUACUGUCUGUACAAGCAGUUGGAAUAUAUUGUAAUGUAACACAGAUCAAAGUUUAUAAAAAGUAUUUCUGUAAAUUUCAAAUGUAAUAAAUUUUCGGAAAACUGAAUUAGGGGUGUGAUGUUAAGUGAGAAAACAAUGUAUACUGCAUUGGAAUAAAAAUUUUAAAGUUA
This is a messenger RNA of Bacillus rossius redtenbacheri, 1258 nucleotides long. It is a transcript of the gene Fer1HCH, whose product is annotated as ferritin heavy chain. Gene Ontology annotation, molecular function: ferric iron binding; ferrous iron binding. NCBI's taxonomy places the organism in Eukaryota, Metazoa, Arthropoda, Insecta, Phasmatodea, Bacillidae. Gene Ontology annotation, biological process: iron ion transport; intracellular iron ion homeostasis. The record is from RefSeq and is a predicted model, not a curated record. Bases 405 to 1055 code for a protein of 216 amino acids. Gene Ontology annotation, cellular component: cytoplasm. The transcript is spliced from 5 exons.